Messenger RNA from Sesamum indicum (sesame), 2682 nucleotides. NCBI's taxonomy places the organism in Eukaryota, Viridiplantae, Streptophyta, Magnoliopsida, Lamiales, Pedaliaceae. The record is from RefSeq and is a predicted model, not a curated record.
AAUCUUAUUUCAAUUGCCCAACUCUUCUCAAUGACUCGUGUUUAUCAAGCUUUUCAUGGUCGUGAGGAAGCUGCAGUUUCCUCUUCUCUACCUUUGGUGAAACGAAGUGUUUUGGGCGGCCUCUUACCUAAGUCAUUGCUUUACGUACUGGAACGUAGCGGCCCAGUUGCUUUUGCCGCAGCAAUGGUUUCUGAUUCUAACACUCCUGAGAUUAUUUGGACACACAAGGUUCUUCAGCAUCUUGGUGAUUUCCCUCAGAAAUUGGGACAGCAUUGUGAUUCCUUAUAUGACUAUGCUCCAAUGCCACCAGUGACAUAUCCAGAGCUGAAAGAUGAAAUGUGGUGUCAUCGUUAUUAUCUUCGAAACUUAUGUGAUGAAAUUAGAUUUCCUAAUUGGCCUAUUGUUGAACAUGUUGAGUUUUUGCAAUCAUUGCUAGUAAUGUGGAGAGAAGAGUUAACUCGAAGGCCAAUGGACCUUUCUGAAGAAGAAGCUUGCAAGAUACUAGAGAUUUCCAUUGAUGAAGUAUCCAGAGAGGAUGCCCCUAAGAAACCAAGUUUUGAGUCAGUUGAGGAGAUACCUAAUAUAUCAGAGCAGAUUGAGUAUAUUGAUGAGGAAAAGCUCAAGAGACAGUAUAGGAAACUUGCAAUGAAGUAUCAUCCAGACAAAAAUCCUGAAGGGAGGGAGAAGUUUCUGGCAGUGAGAAAGCUUAUGAGUGCUUGCAGGUGAGCAUGGAAGGAUUGCAAGGUCCCCAGACUUGGAGGUUGUUGCUUCUCUUAAAGGGCCAGUGUAUUCUAUAUAGGCGAUAUGGGAAUGUAUUGAUGCCAUUCAAAUAUGCUGGAUAUCCUAUGCUCUUAAGUGCCAUUACAGUGGACAAGGAUGAUAACAAUUUUCUUUCCUCUGAUCGAGCACAUCUUCUAGUUUCAUCCUGGGAGCUCGUUUGGUUGACGUGCGAGUCUUCAUCAUUGAAUGGUGAAGAGCUUGAGAGAGAUGGUGGAAUACCUCUUCUUGCAACCCUCCUUUCCUGUUGCAUGUGUGUGGUCCAACCAACAACUCCUGCCACUGAACCGUCCGCUAAUAUUGUUGCUAACAUAAUGCAAAGUUUUGAGUCAGUUUGAAAGUGCGAGAACUGAGAUGCUCGUAUUUUCAGGAUUAGUUGAUGACAUUGUUCAUUGCACUUUAUAUUUCUUUCUUUUUCUUUCUUUUUUGUGUUCCAUCUUUCUUUUAAACUCUUCUAAUGAAGUUCAUCACAUAAUUUUCUUUCAGUUACAUUUGCUACACUUGGUGAGAAGACCAUGGUGAUGUUCCCAGAAGUCCUUUAGUAUUGGUGUUCCGUGGUGCAGCAUAAGAAUUGGAGGGUGAUGAAUACAGUUGUUGAACAAAACCUUCCAGCCAAAAAGGAGUCUCACACGCUAGCACACCAAAAAAUUCACACACUAGCACUUCUCUUGCAUUAACUCCACUCCCGCCGGCCGGCGACGAGGAAACUGACACCGGAGAUGGGGCGAACGUUGACGGUGUGGAAGACGCCAUGGAGGUUAUUGAAGACAAAUCGCAUUUUUGCGCCGAGGAAGACGAAGUGAUGGGUGGCUGUUCAAUGGCGGAAACCGGCGAGUUAUUGCCUCUUUCACACUCACAUGGGCUUGGGGAAGGUAAGGGCGGUUUUUGGGCCGGAAAUAACGUUGAUUUUCAUGCUGGUUCGUCUUCCCCAAAAUUAGGGUUUCGCGCUGCCGCAGAAGAAGAAAAGUCGCUUGAGGAAGAUGAAACGACACCGGCAGUUUUGGCCAUGGCUAACGAUGAUGAUCGGAUCGCUGAUGGUAGGGGAGACUACCCAUUGCCACGUUUGAUGAGAAUACAAUGCGCCAAAAAAAAAAAUUAGGGUUUUCCAACGACUCUUUGAGCUCCUUUAAUGACGGAUGCGCAGAGAAAACCUUCCCCAUGGCAGAGUUUCUUCGCCUAGCUAAUGCCGUAGUUGAUGAUGGAGAUGAGGACUCCAAGAAAUCACUCAUGGAACUGAAACGAAGGUGGGAGGAACGAACAGGAGUCGAAACGUCUCGCCGGCGAACCACGCUGCUGCGGCCUGAAGACGAACCACCUCGCGUCAAAGGAUUGCGACAGGCUGUCCGGCGAGUUUUUCGGCCGGCAACAAGGAGAUUAACGCAAGAAUCAGGCAAACAGAUUAUGGGUGCAAAAUCUGUGUUUUUUUCGACGGAAAACUACUGUGAACGGAACGAUGCCGGCUGUAGGUCGGAAAACUGACCUGGGGGUGGUACUUCAACGGCCGACGACGGUUGCUGAUGUGGAAGGAGUGGCUGUACGAGAUGCUGACGUGGAAAAAUGUGUGGAGGUGGAAGAUGGGAUGGCUGAUGAGGUGUCCCAAGACAUAAAAGCCCUAAACUUGGUGAUGUCACCACUGAUGUCACCAUUAAUGUAACUGCUGACUCUGCUGAUGUCUUCGGUGAUGUCACACUGGAUAUUUGCAAGAAAACUACAACUCCUUCGUUUGCGAAUCGAGCUUCUACGGGGUUAUUCAUUGGCAAUAUUCCAUUGCAUUGAACUCGGAAGUUGAUGACAAAAUUGCCCAAGUUUUUAAACUCGUCCCGGAAAAUGCUCUCAUUACAAAUAUUCACGGUAAGUAAUUUUGUAAUUAAUUUAUUUACAUAGAGUUGAGAAACAUUAUAAUAG